This is a messenger RNA of Parasteatoda tepidariorum (common house spider), 2387 nucleotides long. It is a transcript of the gene Duba, whose product is annotated as Deubiquitinating enzyme A. Gene Ontology annotation, molecular function: cysteine-type deubiquitinase activity; K63-linked deubiquitinase activity. The record is from RefSeq and is a predicted model, not a curated record. Lineage: Eukaryota; Metazoa; Arthropoda; Arachnida; Araneae; Theridiidae. Gene Ontology annotation, biological process: protein deubiquitination.
UCAUAUGUUUCCAUACAGGGCGGUGACCUCUAUCAUGCGUUUUCUAUUGCAUAGGCAGUUGUUCGAUAGCAAUGUUUACUUAUUUUUAGUUGAAUUAGGAGAAGUAGUGUAAUGAUAUUUUCAGUUUUCAUCUCAAAUUGAGCAUAUUUCCAUAAGGUGGAAUGAAAUAGCAUAUUGUUUAUAUUAUAUAUACUGAUAACUCAUUAACAUCGUGUUGCGUGAAUAUUCUAGAAUUGAUUUCAAAUUAUUAUUUGUUUCCUGUUUCUCAAUCAAUUGAGGAAUAAAUAGUAAGGAUAUUUAAGAAGAGAUAUUGAACUUUUUUUUUAUACUUACUGGUUAGUUCGUCUAAACAACUUAUAUAUUUCUAAAUAUUAUGUUUUGAUUUUACACAAACAUGACUAUCUUACCAAAGAAGAAAAACUCUCAACAAAAGUCUGAGACAGAAAAGCCUGCUGACUCAGUCAAUCAUAAUUAUACUAACGAAAGUCAUGGACACUCUGCACAUCCUCCAGAAAGUAGAGAAAGGUUUAAUUUUACGACUCGAACUUCUCCUCCUGCUUGGCCUCUGCAUUCAUCUCGUGAAGAAAAAAGGCCUUCUCAUUCUCCAGGACAGGGAUUCGAUGAAUAUGGAAGUAGUGACUCAGGGCCAAGCCAUUCAAAACGGCGUCACCAGACCUCUCCACACCGCAGUGUCAGGAAAGCUCGUACUCAUUCUAAUCAUUCAUUAAGAAGUGCUGGCAGCCCCCUGACCUAUCCUCCUCUUGCUGGCCCUUCCCAGGUUCAAGUUUCUGUUCAGGAAAGACAAAAUAAUAAUGUCCAAGGUAACGCUUCUGAGUGCCAAGAUGAUCCAUCUGGAUAUAAUAGUGGAGAUGAAUAUGAUCGUUCCUUAGACAACAUGACCGAAGAGGAGCUGCUAGAAAAAGAAAAGAUGUUUGAAGAAAGGUUAGGGAAAAAAGGAUAUUCAAUUAAAAAGAUGGGUGAAGACGGAGCUUGUAUGUUCAGAGCUGUGGCUGACCAAAUUUACGGAGACCAAGAUAUGCAUGCAGCAGUUCGAAAAUUAUGCAUGGAUUACAUGGCUAAAAAUUCUGAUUAUUAUUCGCAGUAUGUAACUGAAGAUUUUGAAAAAUACGUUCAACGUAAAAGAAGUGACCAUAUUCAUGGAAAUCAUAUAGAGAUGCAGGCUAUGUCUGAAAUGUUCAACAGACACAUCGAAGUUUAUCAUUACAGUUCUGAGCCCAUCAAUAUUUUCCAUGGUUCUCAAAAAACUGAUAAUGAACCAAUACGGCUCAGUUAUCACAGAAAUGUCCAUUAUAACUCCAUAGUCGACCCAUACAAAGCAACCAUUGGUGUUGGAUUGGGUUUGCCUUCUUUUAAGCCUGACGUAAUGAACAAAUCCUUAAUUACAGAUGCAAUAAGAGCUUCUGAAAACCUUCAGCUUGAACAAGCCAUGUUGGAAGAUAAAUUGCGAGCAACAGAUUGGGAAGCCACAAAUGAAGCGAUAGAAGAGCAGAUUGCCAGAGAAUCUUAUUUAGAAUGGCUCAGGGACAAUGAAGUUAAGUCUCGAAAGAAAAAUGGACGUACUGCAACAGCAACUAGCAGCUCCAGCUUAAUGGAUUGCUACUCUGGCAGCUUGUCACCACAGUCCAACAAUCGAACACACACAAAGUCAAGGUGCUCUACUUCUGCUUCUUCGAGUCCCAAAAUAUCUGAUUGUCAUGCUGCUGAUAAAAAAUCAAAAACGCCUGAAGCUUGUCAUGGUGGUACUUCUUUUGAUGAUGCUUUAUUUGGAAAAAAAGAAGUAGAUGGAAUGGCCGGUAGCUGUGCCUCCUCCUCUGGUAAUAAUGAAUUUAUGUUGGAUGAAUCUGCUUCAUUUCUCAAUGAACUUCCACCAUCUGUGUUCGGUUUAAGUGAAUGGGAAGAGUCUGGUAUAUUAGCAAAAGUUCUUGCCGAGUCUCAGCAAGAAUAUAUUGAUUCCUUGAAGCGUACCAGUACCAACUAAUUUAACUUCAUCCGAUUAAAUACCUAUCAUUAGCUUUUUGGUAUUUUUACCGUGACAUUUCUUUCUGUGCUCACUAUAGUUCAGUCAAAACUUUUUCUAUUUGACUCUACUUCUUUUACUGUGAUGUCAUGAAAGCAUGGCCAGAAUUGAAUCAUAAAAUUAUAAGAAUUAUAUGUAUAAAAAUAUUUUUUUCUAGUUAUGCUUCUGUUGUAUUUGAUUAAAAAGACACUAUGUAAAUUUAUCAGAAAGGAUUUGAAACAUUGCAGAGGGUUGGAAAAUUGCUGUCUGUUCUUCAUAGUGUUACUUUCCUUGCUUUUUAAGUGCAGUGUGGAAAUAUUGUUAACUCUUUGUAUUUAAAAUCAGAAUAAAUUUAGAUAAAAAAAAUUAA